AUGUCCCUCCCAACAGCACGAAAAGAUAUCAGCGAGCAGCCCGCAGCGGGGUCCGUGACAGCUCCAAUUGAUCGAGCAGCCAAAGACGCAGAUGUUGAUCGAAAGAUACGAUUGUACCACCUUGUCGGCGCAUUUCGCGAAGGUCGCAUGCCCACGAACGAGCAAAUCGAACAAACGCUCGACUACGUUCUAGCAAACUCCCCCGUCGAUCUUUCAAAGCUCUCCCCGGAAGGUCGAAGCCUAAUUGAGGACACUCGCGAUGUCAUCAAUACGGCCAAGAUUAUUGUACAAGAGAAAAACGCGGAUGAACUCCUGCAAAGCUUCAUCUGGCAUACACGGAGUACCAAUGCCAGUACCGUCUUAAAUAAGGACCCCAAUCAGGCAGCCCCCUUGGACAAGUCGAAAAUAGACAACGACGCACAACAUGCUACACGCCACCUUCGAACUCUCGUCUCGCUCAUUCUAACCAACGCCGAAGUUCGGAAACUCCUCACCGAUUUCUCAGUCAUUGGACGUGAUCUGCUAGCUAUCUCAGCUUCCAAGGCUUCGGAGCAGAUGCGCCCGUCUGAGGAUCAACUUCGCAGAGUUGACGAGCCUGCGCCUCAAGAUCAGUUUAUCACCGAAGGCGGUCGCGUUGCGGGCCUCAACGAAACUCCCGUGCUUGAGGCGCGUGUGCCGGGUACAGACCACCGUGUCACUCAGCACCCAAAAGACGAGUUCGGAAAGGGCGCGACCAUUAAGACAGAGAGCGGAGACACCAUACCAGCGUCCAGGGCGUAUGACCAAGCACGUAUCGAGGCAGAUGCUGCGAAGCAACGAGGUAGAGAAACAGCAGAACAAGGGAGGCAACAGGCAGUUGAAGAGUACGACGACGUUCGUCGGGCUGCAGAUGACGAUACUCGUGACCCCAAUGCUGAGGUAGAUGAGAAGAAGCAGACGCUUCGCGAUCGUAUGCGUGGCUAUCGCGAUAACAUCACCGAUCGAAUCCCGACGCAACACAAAGACCGCGCCAACGAGCAUGCUGAUCGCACGAAGAAGUUUUUGUUGGAGGACUACUUUCCCGAAGAACGUAGGGAUCAGUUCAUCUAUCGCGGGAAGAAGGUCGUUAUCGAGUGCCAGAAGCACGACGAGUACCAGGAGAGCAUGCGAUGGCUGCUCGGCGCUAUUGAAGAGUACGUUGGCCACGCUAAGAAAGUUGGCGUGCAGGGUCAAGAAAGCGGCAAGCAACUCAAGCAGACGGCGCUCUCAGAGUUGCGCACUCUCUUAGAGAGGUUCGCCAACGGCCAAACUAUGGAUGGAGUCUUUGACGCCAUCAACGUCCUCAUUGACGACACUCGUCGGGACCCCGAGCUUCGCGAUUGGUUCGCCAAUGUCGAUACAUAUAUGCGCAAGGUUCUCCUGGAGGCCGGAUACGUCUUGGAAGAUGAGUGCAACCAGGCCGCGAAUGAGCUCAAAGAUAAGGGCAGGAUGUUCUACGACGAUAAGUAUAAGAGUCAUUUCGACAACCUCUUCGACCAAUUCGGCCGUUGGUUUGGUGCCAUGGGCGAAGACCCCUUAAACAAACAACUGGGCGACGAUGUCGCCCGCUUGACCAAAGAGCUGCUUUUCGACGACCAAGGAUCUCUCCAGUUCAAGCCCCAUCUGUGGCGAGACAUCCGCAACGUCAUUGUCCCCGCCUUCGUCGACAAGGCCGGCUACUUCCCCAUUCCCCGCAUCGAGUACACCGACGACAACCUCGACCUCGUACUGGAAAACCUCGUGCUCGCUGGCCGCAACAUCUUGCCUAAUGUCCUUGAGAUGGAGAUGCGUAAUUACUUGAAGAUGUCGCCGUACGAUGCUAUCCAGGACAAUGGGAGGAGUGAGCUUCGGCUGGAGGGCUCGCAGAUGCAGGUCGAUAUGCGGGAUGUUGCGUUUUGGUACAAGAAGAAAGGUGGCAUGGGGCCGAACAUGUCGGACAGCGGUCUCGCGGACGUGCUCAUUGGAGGGAAGGGGCUUCAAGUCGACAUCCACAUUGUCACCACGGACAAGCGCGACAAGAGUCGCAUCAUCAAGGUCAAGGACGUGAAUGUCAAGAUGGAUUCAUUGAAGUUCUCCAUCAGAGGCUCGAAGCACGACUUGCUGUACAAGGUGUUUGGCAGCGUCGCAACCGGUUUGGUCAAGAAACAGAUCCAGAAGGCCAUCGCUGAUUCCAUUCGAACCGGGGUGGAGUACAUUGAUGGCCAGCUCGUUGGUGUACGCGACCGUAUGAACGAAGCCAAGGUCAGCGACGACGCAACCCGAGCCCAGGCACUCAAAGACGUGUUCAAGCGCAAGCAAGACGAGGCGUCUUCUCUCAAAUCCUCCGACAAACGCUCGCAGUUCAAGGUCAUGACAGACAAGAAGAGCUCUGUCAUUGACCCCAACGCGGGGCACCCCGAUGGUUGGGUCAACCGAACUGAAACUGCUCCCACACGAGGCCGUGAAUGGAGGAGCGAUGCUUUCACUAUUGUCUGA
Messenger RNA from Pleurotus ostreatus (oyster mushroom), 2493 nucleotides. RefSeq lists its product as uncharacterized. Gene Ontology annotation, molecular function: lipid binding. The record is from RefSeq and is a predicted model, not a curated record. Bases 1 to 2493 code for a protein of 830 amino acids. NCBI's taxonomy places the organism in Eukaryota, Fungi, Basidiomycota, Agaricomycetes, Agaricales, Pleurotaceae. The transcript has 9 exons.